Molecule: messenger RNA, 2756 nt
Organism: Physcomitrium patens
Lineage: Eukaryota; Viridiplantae; Streptophyta; Bryopsida; Funariales; Funariaceae
Product: branched-chain-amino-acid aminotransferase-like protein 1
Biological process (GO): carboxylic acid metabolic process
Molecular function (GO): catalytic activity
Source: RefSeq, a predicted model, not a curated record
AUAAGAAGAAUUCUUGCAAAUGCAAUCGAGUUCCCGAUUUGGCACCAUUUUCAUCAUCCGAUGAUGAUUCGAUGAUGAUACUGUUGGUGGUGCUAAUGUUGAUGCUGCCUGCUGCUGAUGCUUUUGCACUGAGGAUUCCUGAUUCCCUUGCGCGGCUGGGCGGCAUCGUUGCCGUGUGUGUGUAUGUGUGAGAGUGUGUGUGUGUGUGGGGCCUGGUGGCUCGUUGCCAGUGUCUAUCCCCGGAGCAUCUCUUCACGCUCGUUGCAGUGAUGCCGGAUUCGUUGUGUCAUUCCUAAACCAUCCAGCUUUCGUCACACCUGCGGCGGGUAUCUUCUCCUGUGGACUCGGGUGCACUGGGGAUUCCCUGCUCCAGAUCGGUGGAUGCUGGAUUCUGCUGCAGAGCAUGAAGAAUUGAGCGUUUCGGUGGUGAAUUUGAUUGUAAGGGUGAUGCAUGUAGAAUGUGGGGGUAGCGUGUGAGGAGGAGGGGCCGGAGAGGGAGAAGAGUGCUUUUGUGGGAGGUGGUGUGAGGAGUUGUGCGUUGUUGAUUUUGACGGGAAGUGGCUGAGAAGCGGCAGCAUGAAGGUGGAUGGCAAUGGAGUCGAGGCGAUCCGGGAGCAGAAUGGCAUGGGUCCGGUUGUGGAGGUCAUCAAUGUGUGGUCCGGCCCGCGAUCGCUCAGCACCAGUCUCAUGUACUCAUUUGCACAGCGGGAUGAUACAGAAGUUCUGGAUGAACCGCUGUACGCACACUAUUUACGACUGAAACCUAACUUGUCCCACCCUUCACAAGAGGAGGUGCUCCGGCUAAUGGAGAAUGAUGGCGACAAGGUCGUGCGAGAUAUAAUCUAUGGGCCAUGCAAGAAGAAGUACCGUUAUGCUAAGCAUAUGGCAAAGCAACGAACUCCUUGCCUGACAAAAGAUGUGCUUCGUGGACGCCACGUUUUGCUAAUACGAAACCCUCUGGAGUUUCUGCCUUCGUUCGACAAGGUGCUUCAGGAAGAAAUCCCUGAGUUGGAAAUGGUGCAUCUAGCAGCACUCUACAUGGAGCUUCGUUCUUUGGGUCAGACGCCACCCAUAAUUGAUGCUACGGAUAUAAGGAACAACCCAGAGGGAAUGCUUCGGAGUCUCUGUUCUGCAAUUGAUAUUCCGUUCCAACCAGCGAUGUUGCGGUGGAAAGCAGGUCCGAGACCAGAAGAUGGUGUAUGGGCACCCUAUUGGUAUAGUGCAGUGCAUAAAUCAACCGAGUUCACCCCACCCCCACCAUUUUCAAACAAGCCCUUUCCCAAAAGACUUUAUAAGUUAUUGGAGCAAAAUCAACCAUUUUACGACUUUCUGAAGCGGGAGGCAUUACUUCAUAUUCCAUCCCCUGCUGCACCCCCGUCACUGCCUUGUCCAGACAAUAGAGAACUAUUUGUUUGGGCGAAUGGGCAACUUCUGUCCCGCAAUUCUGCCAAGAUCUCUGUGUUCGACUCGAUUGUGCAAGGUGGGGAUGGAGUGUGGGAGGGGCUUCGGAUUUAUAAGGGAAAAGUCUUCAAGCUCGAAGAACACUUGGACAGGCUUUUUGAUUCAGCUAAAGCAAUGGCCUUUGCCAAUGUUCCUAGUCGAAGUGAGGUGAAGCGGGCUUUAUUUGCCACCCUCAUAGCAAACAACAUGCGAGAUAAUGCACAUGUCAGACUAACACUUACACGCGGAGAGAAGACUACAUCAGGAAUGAGUCCAGCUUUUAACGUCUAUGGAUGCAAUUUAAUUGUACUAGCUGAGUGGAAGCCACCUGUAUAUAACAACACGGAUGGCAUAUGUCUCAUCACGGCAUCAACUCGUCGUAACUCUCCCAAUAGUUUGAAUUCCAAGAUCCACCACAAUAAUCUCAUCAACAACAUAUUAGCCAAGGUUGAAGGCAAUCUAGCUGGUGCAGGAGACGCAUUAAUGCUUGAUUGUGAUGGAUUUGUUUCUGAAACGAAUGCCACUAAUAUCUUCAUGGUGAAGAAAGGACGGGUUUUGACUCCUCAUGCUGACUAUUGUCUACCCGGAAUUACACGUGCCACAGUGAUCGAUCUUGCCCGUAAGGAGGGACUUGCCACGGAGGAGCGAAGAAUCAGUCUCACAGAGUUUCACACAGCUGAUGAGGUGUGGACUACCGGUACAAUGGGUGAACUUACACCUGUGAAAGAGAUCGAUGGGCGGCAGAUUGGAGAUGGUAACAUAGGCCCUGUAACAAAGCAGCUCCAGGUCGCUUACGCAAAGCUGGCUGAACAUGAAGGCGAAACUAUUCCCUUUGCACAGCAGUAAAGCUUGAAGAUAACUCUUGUUAGACUCAUGCUAGCGAGCCAUGCUGAUUGAAGUUUAACUUAUCACACAGUAUAUAGUUAUGAUGGUCUUAGUUCAUGUCCAGAGCGUGAUACAUCCAUUAGUGGUAUUAGAGGUCUUCUGUAGUUGUAGUGAGGUUUCUAGAGUGAGUAUGGUAUAACAUGUGUCCAUAUCCUCGAUGAGUGGUUUGCUAUUUCUAGAAGGUAUACUGUCAUCAUGUUAGCAGGGAUUGGUUUCCUCCAUAUACUCAAGCCGUUUUGAGUAUUGAUUAGCAUUUGAAAGCUCUUAUUGUUCUCAUGUUGAGAACCAUGGGUGACCGUUUAUUACGUUGAUAAACGUAGUUAGUUGAGUUGGAUUGGCCUUCUGGUUUUCAUCUUGAAAACCAACACAGGCAUCGUUUUGUAAUUUGACAAAUAAAAUUGCGGAUGGGCUGUUGUAUGCCACUUUAAGUA